AUGACAAAAAGGAUAUUGAAUGUUGCUGAAAAACCAUCAGCAGCAAAAGAGAUUGCAGCAAUAUUAUCAAAUAAAAGAGCAACAGUUAGAGAAGGAUUUUCAAAAUAUAAUAAACUUUGGGAUUUUAAAUAUAAUAUAUUGAAUUUUAAUGAUUGCGAAAUGACAUUCACAUCAGUUACAGGUCAUUUAAUGGAGAUUGAUGUAGUUGAACAAUUUAAACCAUGGGCAUCAUGCGAUCCAAUUCAAUUAUUUGAUGCACCAAUAAGAAAAACAGUACCAUCAGAUAAAGAACCAUUAAAGAAAACAUUGGAAAGAGAGAUAAAGAAAGCUGAUAUAUUAAUUCUUUGGUUAGAUUGUGAUAGAGAGGGUGAAAAUAUUGCAUUUGAAGUAUUGGAAGUUUGUAAAAAUGCUAAAAAGAAAUUUGAAUUUUAUAGAGCACAUUUCUCUGCAAUCAUUCCAAGAGAAAUUGAUAGAGCUUGUAAAAACCUUGCAAAACCAAAUGAAAAAGAUUCAAUUGCAGUUGAUACUAGAAUGGAGAUUGAUCUUAGAAUUGGUGCUGCUUUCACAAGAUUUCAAACUUUAUAUUUAAAGAAAUUUAAAAUCAUUUCAAAUAGUGAUAAUCAACCAAAGACUACUACACCAGCAAAUGGUAAUAUACUUAAUAAUAGUAAUAAUAAUUCAAGUGGUAAAGAAAUUAUUAGUUAUGGACCAUGCCAAUUUCCAACUUUAGGAUUUGUAGUUGAAAGAUAUUUUAGAAUUGUAAAUUUUAAACCAGAGGAUUUUUGGCAUUUAUCAGUGGUUCAUGAAAAAAUGGAUACUAGUAGUGGUAAGAUGAUACCUGUUACAUUUUCAUGGUGUAGAAAUCGUUUGUUUGAUUAUACAGCUGCAUUUAUAUUGUAUGAGAAAUGUUUAGAUAAUACAGAGGCAACGGUUGUUGAUGUUACUUCAAAAGAGAGUAGAUAUAGACCUGUACCUUUGACAACGAUUGAACUUCAAAAGGCGGCAUCGAAAAAGUUAAGAAUUUCAUCAGUUCAAACUAUGCAAUAUGCAGAGGAACUUUAUACAAAAGGCUUAAUUAGUUAUCCAAGAACAGAGACAGAUUCAUUUCAAGCAGGAACCGAUUUAAAAGGUUUGAUUGGUAACCAAGCAUCAAAUCCUGAAUGGGGUGCUUAUGCAAGUAGAUUAAUUAAUAACAAUCAAUUUGUUUAUCCAAAAUCAGGUAAAAACAAUGAUAAUUCACAUCCACCAAUUCAUCCAACUUCAUCAGCCACUGGUUUAUCGGGUAAUUUGAAAAAGAUUUAUGAUUUCAUUACUCGUAGAUUUUUAGCAUGUUGUUCUGAGGAAUCUGUAUUUGCAAAUACAACGGUUACCAUCGAUAUUCAGGGUGAAAGAUUUUCAGAGACUGGUACAAUGGUUUUGAAAUUGGGUUAUCUUGAAGUUUAUCCAUUCGAUAAACGUAAUGAUAAACUAAUACCAACCUAUCAAAAAGGUGAAAGAUUUACACCAAAAAGAAUUGAUCUUACAAAAGGUACAACCGUUGCACCUCAUUAUAUAACAGAGGCAGAACUAUUGACAGCCAUGGAUAAUAAUAAAAUCGGUACAGAUGCAACGAUGGCAACUCAUAUUCAAACUAUUCAAGAUCGUUUUUAUGUUAAAAAGAAUGAAAGUAAUCAAUUUGUUCCCUCAAAUUUAGGUGUAUCAUUGGUUGCAAGUUAUGAAUUAAUGGGAUUUGAAUUUUCAAAACCAAAUCUUAGAGCUGCAAUCGAAGCUGAUGUAGAUAAAAUUAGUAGAGGUCAAAAAACUAAACAAGAAGUACUCUUAUCAACCAUUGAAAAGUAUAAACAACUUUAUCAAUUGGCAAAUCAAAAUAUAAAUUGUUUCGAUAGAUCAUUUAGAGAAUAUUAUGAACCUGCCGAUCCAAAAGGUGGUGAAUUUCGUGUUUUGGUUUCUCAAUUCUCACGUUGUGGUAAAUGUAAUGGUAAAAUGCAAUAUAAAUCUGAUCAAAAUCCAGAAGCACCAAAAAGAAUUUUAUUUUGUCCUCAAUGUAUUGAUACUUUUGAUUUACCAAAGAAUGGUGAUAUCUCUCAAUUGGUAACUUCAAUGGGUGUACCACAAAAUUGUCCAAUUUGUCAAUAUCAAGUUCUUAGUGUAAGAAAUCCUAUAAACGAUAAAAGUUAUACAAUUUGUCCAAAAUGUAGAAAUUCUCCACCUGACCCAAUUCAUAAAAAACCAUUUCAUUGUUUUCAAUGUACAUUUAAUUGCAAUUUAGCAACUGGUAAUAAACAACAACAACAACAACAACAACAACAACAACAACAAACAAAUUAUAAUAGAAAUAAUAACAAUAAUAACACAAAUAGCGCAAGACCAAUAACAACUAGAACAACUAGAACAACAACUCAACAUAGAACUUUUACAGCAUCUAAUAAUAAUUUUAAUAAUAACAAUAGAAAUUCAGAUCGUAAUAAUAAUAAUUUUAUUUUUUAA
This is a messenger RNA of Dictyostelium discoideum AX4, 2487 nucleotides long. RefSeq names its product DNA topoisomerase III (gene top3). Gene Ontology annotation, molecular function: DNA topoisomerase type I (single strand cut, ATP-independent) activity; DNA binding; DNA topoisomerase activity. The record is from RefSeq and is a predicted model, not a curated record. The transcript has 2 exons. Gene Ontology annotation, biological process: DNA topological change. The coding region runs from base 1 to 2487 and encodes 828 amino acids. NCBI's taxonomy places the organism in Eukaryota, Evosea, Eumycetozoa, Dictyosteliales, Dictyosteliaceae.